Alternaria atra is the source of this 603-nucleotide messenger RNA. RefSeq lists its product as uncharacterized. Bases 1 to 603 code for a protein of 200 amino acids. NCBI's taxonomy places the organism in Eukaryota, Fungi, Ascomycota, Dothideomycetes, Pleosporales, Pleosporaceae. The transcript has a single exon. The record is from RefSeq and is a predicted model, not a curated record.
AUGAUAGCGGUGGGAUCGCCGCCCACUGAUAACAGUAUUCGCCGUGGCGAACGCGUUCCCAAUAUUCCGCCUUUGGAGUUGUUAGCAAUUACCGAGGCUAACAACGAAGAUGAAGCUGUCUAUCACUUUCGCGCUACCUACGAUAAAGUUGUUUUGUUUGGUGAGGAUGAGCUCUCUACCACUGGGGGGCUACAAGCGCACCAUUCGACGCUAGGUACUUCGUUCCAACCUGGGGAUAGUCUGUGGCAGUGCAACUUCAACGAGACCCUUAUUGACGGUUACAUCCACGUGCCCAAAGUCAACAAUACUGCAUCAGACAUUGCCAACACAAAGAAGCUUGCUCAGCUUCCGGAAUUUCCCUACUCCAUCAAGUUGGUCGAAGAGUGGAUGCCCAACGGCAAGGACCCCUAUUGUGGGAAAAUGGCUAUGGAACUGGAUGGCACCCUGGCUCCGCUCUCUGACAAAAUAAUAUUACGCUUAGAAGACCCCCAGAGUAAGGUUGCAAUGCCUACAUCACAUCCCACAGAGCGCAUCAGGAAUCGAGAACUACGACAAGAAGUGCGCUCAAGCUCAUGUCAAUGUCAGUGGGUAGUUGAUAGUUGA